This is a messenger RNA of Drechmeria coniospora, 2916 nucleotides long. Its product is annotated as putative protein MCD4, required for GPI anchor synthesis. Gene Ontology annotation, cellular component: endoplasmic reticulum membrane. Gene Ontology annotation, molecular function: mannose-ethanolamine phosphotransferase activity. Lineage: Eukaryota; Fungi; Ascomycota; Sordariomycetes; Hypocreales; Ophiocordycipitaceae. Bases 1 to 2916 code for a protein of 971 amino acids. Gene Ontology annotation, biological process: GPI anchor biosynthetic process. The record is from RefSeq and is a predicted model, not a curated record. The transcript is spliced from 6 exons.
AUGACGGCUCUCAGUCGGUUUGCCUUCUUGGCGAUGGCGGUAGUUUUUCAUCUUGUCUAUAUUCUUUCCAUUUUCGAUGUGUACUUUGUUAGCCCCAUUGUGUCGGGCAUGCGCGUCUUUGGCAUCGAUCGAGCCGCUUCAGCGAAACCUCCCGCCGACAGGCUGGUUCUCUUCGUUGGCGAUGGGCUACGCGCUGACAAAGCUUUCCAGUCCUUUCCUGAACCGUAUCCUACGUCAGAGCAAGACCUGGUUCCAAGGCCACUUGCACCCUUUCUCCGUUCUCGCGUACUUCAUAAAGGAACUUUUGGCGUUUCGCACACGCGAGUCCCGACCGAAUCGCGCCCGGGACACGUCGCUCUGAUCGCAGGCCUCUACGAAGAUGUCUCUGCUGUUGCGACAGGCUGGAAGCUCAACCCCGUUGAUUUUGACAGUGUCUUUAAUCGUAGCCGCCAUACUUGGAGCUGGGGAAGUCCUGACAUCCUGCCCAUGUUCGAGCGCGGCGCCGUUCCCGGUCGUGUCGAUGCUGCCAUGUAUGAGCACGAAUUCGAAGACUUUUCUCAAGACGCCACCCGGCUCGACUAUUGGGUUUUUGAUCACGUCAAGGAAUUCUUCGCCCAAGCAGGCACGAACCGGACACUCGAGAAGGCCCUUCGUCAGGACAGGAACGUAUUCUUCUUGCAUUUACUUGGCCUUGAUACUAGUGGCCACGCAUACCGACCUUAUUCGAAAGAGUAUCUGAGUAACAUCAAGGUUGUCGACCAGGGAGUCAAAGAGGUGACGGAGCUGAUUCAAGACUUCUACGGUGAUGACCGUACCGCCUUUGUUUUCACUGCCGAUCACGGAAUGAGCGACUGGGGCAGCCACGGGGAUGGUCACCCAGAUAACACGCGUACGCCACUCAUUUCAUGGGGUGCUGGAGUGGCUCCCCCCAAGCUGUACCCUGAAACCGCUGCUCCUGGUCACGAUGACUACUCGUCUGAUUGGGGCCUUGACCAUGUCCAGAGGCACGACGUUUCCCAGGCCGAUAUCGCUGCUCUGAUGUCAUACUUGAUCGGGACAGAAUUUCCCGCAAACUCGGUCGGCAAACUCCCGCUCUCCUAUCUCUUGGCGGACAACCGUGAGAAAGCCCAAGCAUUGCUUGUCAAUGCGCAAGGAAUCCUCGAAAUGUACCGCGUCAAGGAAGAAAGGAAGAGAGCAAACGAGCUUCGGUUCAAACCAUAUCGACCCUUGAGCGAUCAAGGAUACACCCCGGAUCAACGCAUAUCCUCCAUCCGGGGCCUGAUCGCAGCAGCGCAGUACGAGGAAGCCAUCGAAGAGUCCGAUGCGCUGAUUGGGAUUGCCCUCGAUGGGCUUCGCUAUCUUCAGACGUAUGACUGGUUGUUCCUGCGCGCACUCGUCACCGUCGGCUAUCUGGGCUGGAUGGCGUAUGCCUUGACCACAGUCAUUGACACCUAUGUCAUAGAGGAAGUCGUCCUUCCCAAGCGGACCGUCGCGAGCGUCGGCGUUUUUUCGUCCAUCCUGAUGGCACUCUAUGCGUCGUUCUUGAUGUCAAAGUCUCCACCAACCUACUACGCCUAUGCCUUCUUUCCAGUUUUCUUCUGGGAAGAAGUUUUCGCCCACCGCGAUAGUCUUGCCACUGGCCGUAAGCUUCUCUUCGCGCACAUUACGUCGCACAGAGAAGCUGUGGCAUUCCUGACGCACACUGUCAUGUUCAUUGCCGUCCUCCAGUCCCUAGCAUUGGGCUACAUUUAUCGCGAGAUCUUGACGGGAAUUUUCGUCUUGUUGUCAGUUUGGCCGGCUACAUAUGGCAUCUCCUUCCUUGAAAAGCACGCCGUAUUGAGCAUGACCUGGCUUGCCUCGUGUUUGGCUAUGAGCACAUUCACGUUGCUUCCUGCCAUGAAGGUUGAGAGCGUUCCACUAAUCCUCAUCGGCGGCACGGCUAUGGCCCUCAUCGGCGUCCUCUAUUUGCUUCUGGAAGACCACGUUUUGUCCGAGUUUCCGAGGGAUCGCAAAACUGGCCCCAGCGGCGAUGGCACAGAUCGCAUGGUCAGGCGCAUCGUCACUGGAGUUCAAACAGGUCUCAUUCCCUUGGCAAUGUUGGUGACACGCUCCAGUGCUCUGAGCCUGCAAGCCAAGCAAGGGCUGCCUCUGGGUAACCAAAUGGUAGCGUGGUCUGUGCUUGUGGUAUCGUUUCUUAUACCCCUGUCCUAUAAAUUGCAGUCAAACACACAUUACAUGCAUCGACUGGCUGUCAUGUUUCUCACCUGCGCGCCGACCUUCAUCAUCUUGACCAUCUCCUACGAGGGACUGUUCUAUGUAGCUUUUAGUAUUACAUUGCUACUCUGGGUUCGCCUUGAGUACGCAUUGGAGAUAUUCUCAAGAUCGACGGCAGAGGCAAACGACGAAUCACCAACGUCAACCUCGAGCCCCGUUCGUCGAAGCGGUUCACGCGUACGACCAUUGAGGCUGUCGGAUGCGCGAGUAGCCCUCCUCUUCAUGGUUCUCCUGCAGUCGGCGUUUUUCAGCACCGGCAACGUGGCUUCCGUCUCAUCCUUCAGCCUGGAGAGUGUAUAUCGCCUCAUACCGAUAUUUGACCCUUUCUCACAAGGCGCCCUUCUCAUCUUGAAGCUAAUGAUUCCGUUUGCCUUGAUCUCAGCCAAUUUGGGGGUUCUCAAUAAGAGGCUAGGCGUGGCACCGUCAGCUCUCUUUAUGCUUGUCAUGGCGGCGAGUGACAUCCUCACCCUCUAUUUCUUCUGGGUGGUGAAGGACGAAGGGUCAUGGUUGGAGAUUGGGUCGACGAUCAGUCACUUCGCAAUUGCGAGCCUUUUGUGUGUGUUUGUUGCUGGGCUUGAAGGGGUCAGCGCCAUCCUCAUUGCAGGCAUUGACGUUGAUGUUGAUGAGAUGAAGACCAAAUAG